This is a messenger RNA of Podospora pseudopauciseta, 1008 nucleotides long. RefSeq lists its product as uncharacterized. The record is from RefSeq and is a predicted model, not a curated record. Bases 1 to 1008 code for a protein of 335 amino acids. The transcript is spliced from 2 exons. Lineage: Eukaryota; Fungi; Ascomycota; Sordariomycetes; Sordariales; Podosporaceae.
AUGUCGAUUCCGAGCUCAAAUUGGCAGACCCGCGCGGCGGAGAAGCGCAAGAGCCUUCUUGCCAGUAUACGCGACGAUUGGAAGCUCUCACCAGAGGACCUGGCGAAAGCAAAAAGCCAGCGCGACAUUAGCGGUGUUGUGCCAGAGCACUUGGAAGCCGUCGAAGCGUCGAUCUUAGCCAAAGACGCCCCAGAUAUUGUCAGUCACUUGAAAGACGGGACCUACAGUGCUCUACAGGUCACCACGGCCUUUUGUAAGGCCCCGGCCAUUGCCUACCAAGUUGGCGACUGUCUUCAUGAAAUCUUCUUUGACCAGGCCUUGGAACGUGCCAAGGCUCUCCACGCUGGUUUCAAGGAGACAGGAACGGUCUCUGGACCUCUCUACGGCCUUCCCAUCAAUUUGAAGGACCAGUUUCACAUCAAAGACGUCUAUACGACUAUGGGUUACGUUGGAUGGAUAGGCAGCAACCUCGGCAUCAAGGACCCCAACCAUGCUCACAAGAUCGAGAGUCAUAUCACUACAGGACUUCUAUCUUUGGGUGCAGUGCUAUGCUGCAAAACGGGCCUCCCGCAGACACUUCUCUUUGGUGAGACGAAAAACAACAUCAUCGGCGAAACACUAAACCCGCAUAACCAGAAUCUGUCAUGUGGUGGUUCCUCCAGAGGCAAGGAUGCGCUUCAAGCCUUGGGGGGCAGUGUGCUAGGCGUUGGGACAAAUAUCGGCGGCUCGGUUCGCAUUCCUGCUGCGUUCAACGGAAUCUUUUCCCUCAAGCCUACCCCCGAACGAGUAUUGUACCGAGACGUCGCCAAUAUCAAUACCGGCCAGAAUACAUACCGACCGACCGUUGGUUUCCUCAGCACGUCCGUUGGAGGGCUCGAGCUUGCCCUUCGUGCCGCAUUUUCCACCAAACCUUGGGAGCAGCAGUGGUGCCGAUUCCCUUCCGUCAAGAUGUCUUCGAUGAACAUCGGUGCCAGGCUAAAGGUGGUGGAACAGCUUCAAAGCCGUUAA